This is a messenger RNA of Penicillium griseofulvum, 2610 nucleotides long. RefSeq names its product Heat shock protein 70 family. NCBI's taxonomy places the organism in Eukaryota, Fungi, Ascomycota, Eurotiomycetes, Eurotiales, Aspergillaceae. The record is from RefSeq and is a predicted model, not a curated record. The coding region runs from base 1 to 2610 and encodes 869 amino acids. Gene Ontology annotation, molecular function: ATP-dependent protein folding chaperone; heat shock protein binding; ATP binding. Gene Ontology annotation, cellular component: plasma membrane; cytosol; cytoplasm. Gene Ontology annotation, biological process: vesicle-mediated transport; protein refolding; cellular response to unfolded protein. The transcript is spliced from 9 exons.
AUGGCCGAUUCUGAGGUUUACGACGGUGCCGUCGGUAUCGAUCUUGGUACCACCUACUCUUGCGUUGCCAACUACGAGGGUACCAAUGUUGAGAUCAUUGCCAACGACCAGGGUAGUUACACUACCCCCUCCUUCGUCUCUUUCACCGACAAGGAGCGUCUGAUUGGUGAUGCCGCCAAGAACCAGGCCGCCAUGAACCCUGCCAACACCGUCUUCGAUAUCAAGCGUCUCAUCGGUCGCCGCUUCGAGGACCCCAUUGUCAAGAAGGAUGUUGAGUCCUGGCCCUUCAAGGUCAUCGACCAGGGUGGCAACCCCGUUGUCCAGGUCGAGUACCUUAACGAGACCAAGGUCUUCUCCCCCCAGGAGAUCUCCUCCAUGGUCCUCAUGAAGAUGAAGGAGGUUGCUGAGAUCAAGCUCGGCAAGAAGGUUGAGAAGGCUGUCAUCACUGUGCCCGCCUACUUCAACGACAACCAGCGUCAGGCUACCAAGGAUGCUGGUGCCAUCGCUGGCCUCAACGUUCUCCGUAUCAUUAACGAGCCUACUGCUGCCGCUAUUGCCUACGGUCUCGGUGCUGGAAAGUCCGAGAAGGAGCGCAACGUCCUCAUCUACGAUCUCGGUGGUGGUACCUUCGAUGUUUCCCUGCUGAACAUCCAGGGUGGUGUCUUCACUGUCAAGGCUACCGCUGGUGAUACUCACCUUGGUGGUCAGGAUUUCGAUACUAACCUCCUUGAGCACUUCAAGAAGGAGUUCCAGCGCAAGACUGGAAAGGACAUGUCCGGUGAUGCCCGUGCUCUCCGUCGUCUCCGCACUGCUUGCGAGCGUGCUAAGCGUACUCUCUCCAACGCCACCCAGACCACCGUCGAGAUUGACUCUCUCUUCGACGGUGAGGACCUUAACUCCUCCAUCACCCGUGCCCGUUUCGAGGACCUCAACGCCAAGGCUUUCAACGGCACCCUUGACCCCGUCCAGCAGGUCCUCAAGGACUCUGGCAUUCCUAAGAGCAAGGUUGACGAGAUCGUCCUUGUCGGUGGUUCCACCCGUAUUCCUCGCAUCCAGAAGCUCCUGAGCGACUUCUUCGAUGGCAAGAAGCUCGAGAAGAGCAUCAACCCCGAUGAGGCUGUUGCCUACGGUGCUGCCGUCCAGGCCGGUAUCCUCUCCGGCAAGGCCACCUCCGCCGAGACCGCUGACCUGCUCCUUCUCGAUGUUGUUCCCCUUUCCCUUGGUGUUGCCAUGGAGGGUAACAUCUUCGCCCCCGUUGUCAACCGUGGCCAGACUGUCCCCACCAUCAAGAAGCGCACCUUCACCACCGUUGUCGACAACCAGAGCACUGUCCAGUUCCCCGUCUACCAGGGUGAGCGUACCAACUGUGCUGACAACACCUCCCUGGGCGAGUUCACUCUUGCUCCCCUUCCUCCCAUGCGCGCUGGUGAGGCCGCUCUCGAGUGUGUCUUCGAGGUUGAUGUCAACGGUAUCCUGAAGGUCACCGCCACUGAGAAGACCUCCGGCCGCAGUGCCAACAUCACCAUCUCCAACGCUGUCGGCAAGCUCUCCAGCGCCGAGAUCGACCAGAUGGUUGACGAUGCUGCCAAGUUCAAGACCUCCGAUGAGGCUUUCACCAAGCGCUUCGAGUCUCGCCAGCAGCUCGAGUCCUACAUCUCCCGCGUUGAGGAGAUCGUCUCCGACCCCGGCAUGUCCAUGAAGCUCAAGCGCGGCAACAAGGAGCGCAUUGAGUCCGCUCUCAGCGACGCCAUGGCCCAGCUCGAGGUUGAGGACUCCACCCCCGAGGACCUCAAGAAGAAGGAGCUUGCUCUCAAGCGUCUGAUCACCAAGGCCAUGGCCACACGCCCUCGUCUUGUUUCACACCCUCAAGGGACUCAAGCGCUUCGACCUUUAUGUCUCCUACCCCGAGCGCCGCGCGCCGUUCCUCUGAAUAGGCGUGAGUUUGCCAAUUCGCCUGCCCUAUACAAGAAAAAGGAAAAGGCCAAGAAAUCUUCUGCUUCUGAGCCAGAGGAAAGCUCUAGCGCCCCCUCUGAAGAUCCAUUUGAUCUUACCCAAUUACACAAUGGCAUUUCCACAGCUGUUGCUCGGCUGAAAGAUGAUCUGUCCAAGCUUCGCGCAGGAGGACGGUUCAAUACCGCAGCCAUAGAAAGCCUGAGAGUCCACCUGAGCAAAGACAGCAAAGACUCGGUCAAAUUGGGGGAUCUGGCGCAGGUUGUUCCCAAGGGAGGACGCAUGGUUACUCUUUUGGCUGCCGAAGAGGAUCACUUGAAACCUCUUACUUCGGCGAUCGUCUCCUCAAACCUAUCCUUGACUCCUCAGCCUGAUUCUCACAAUGCCCUCCAGCUCAACAUUCCUAUCCCACCACCUACAAAAGAAUCCCGGGACAAGAAUGUCCAAGCUGCCAAGCAAGCAUUUGAAAAGGCUGCCGGUUUGGUACGUGACUCUAGGGGUGCUAUGCAUAAGCGCCUUCAGGAUAUGCAGAAGAAGAAACUAGCUCGACCGGAUGACGUGCGUAAAGCUCACGAUCAGAUGGAGAAGGUUACAGACCAGGGCCAAAAGGAGGUGAAGGAUGCAUUUGAAGCGGCCAAGAAGACUUUGGAACAGGUAUAA